Molecule: messenger RNA, 1419 nt
Organism: Trichobilharzia szidati
Lineage: Eukaryota; Metazoa; Platyhelminthes; Trematoda; Strigeidida; Schistosomatidae
Source: the annotation of a GenBank genome assembly
AUGCUUUGGCAUUUGGUUUCAGCUUUCCUAUUUGGCGAGGGAUUCAUUGUUCUCAUGAUGAUCUUACCACUUUUUUCAUCACGAACAUGGAGCAGAUUUUUUAAAUUUGGUAUCAUACAAAAAAUUGCUGUGAAUUCCUCGUUCUACUUCAAUUUAUUUCUUGUCAUGUUGGCCUGUGCAUUAGCCGAAGCAGUCCGUAACUCAUGGACACAAAAACAAGCGUACAAUACGUUGAAAGCUCAUCCGUAUGAAUUACGUCCUGAAACGGAAUCGCUGUACUUGAUGCGAAUGUUCCGAGCACAAAGAAAUUUGUAUAUUUGUGGAUUCUCUCUGUUCACAUGGUUUGUUUUACGUCGUCUUGUCUGCCUGUUGUCGGAGCAUGCUCAAAUGUCUGCUAGUAUGGAGGCGAGUAUUAAACAGGCUAAAAGUGCAUCGGAAGCAGCUCAACGUAUGCUCAGUGAUACGAAAGUGACUGACAGUGACACUGAAGAUGUUUAUCCGGAUACUGUAGAAGCACUGAAGGAUGAAUUGUCGAAACUAACAAAGAAAUUUGAAUCAGAAGAGCAAGCUCACAAACAAACCAAACGAGAUUUAGAAACUUUGAAGAAACAAAGUCUUCAAACUAAUAUUGAAUAUGAUCGAGUGACUCAGGAGUGCCAAAAGCUACAGUACCGUUUGCAAAUGUUAGAAGGUGCUGGUGCCAAAGACAAGAAGUCCGAUUAAGUUCAAAUCUCCAAUUGGAUGAAGUAGUAACUAAGUGUUGACAGUUUCUUCAAAGAGUCUUCAAAUACACUUUACUGUGUUUUGUACUACUAUCAUGUUAAUCGUGUCCCGGUAUUCAUUGUUAAUGAGAUGUUGCAGAUAAUCUUGUGUUUUGUGUGUGUCUGCGUGUUCGUGUGCGCGUAUAUAUGUAUGUUCAAAUGUUGGUCGAGCUCUUCGCUUAUUAACAUGAUUACUAUUCACAUUCUGUUCUACUGUGACUUUUUCAAUUGUGUUCAUCUUUUAUUUUGUCUCUAGUUCUUUGCUUUGUGUAUUUCAUAUUCAGACACAUUAAUUUCUUAAAUAUAAAUAAAAUUUACAUUUCGCAUGCCAAAUGUGAAAUUAUAUCAGGCGAAGACUGUUUUGUCAUUUGAAUUAGUAGAAGUGUAUAUAGAGAAAGAGAUUUGGGUGUGGCAGCUCAAACCGAAACUACCUAUCGAACGGACAAAUGACCUUGAGCAACCAUUCCAUGUGACUCUGUUUUAUCCAGAGGUAAUUAUGGAUGCUCUACACCUAUUGCGUUGCAAAUUUGCCCCAGAUCUUGUUUUUGAUUACUGUUUGGAGAACAAACUGAUAGGAAGUUCGAAAAAUUGGCAAUGUGGAGGUGUCAUACGUAUACAAAGAUACACUAGCUGCAUUAAUGAGUUUGUUUACAGGUGC